CUGGAGGAUGAUAUCUUCUCAAUGAUAUAUAUUUUUUUAAUUACUAAAACCACAUGAAUGGUCAAAAUUGUAACACCUAACACGCCCAUGAAUUCCCUACAAAACCCACGUUCCUAAACCAUCAUAGAAUUCUUAAUAAAGAUAGCUUGAACAAAAAGGUUCAGAGAAAUCCAAGGCCUGGGUUGUGGUGAAUAUUGGGUUUUGUUGGAUUAUAAAGUUCUCAGCGAUUUAUUUAUUUAUUUAUAAAGGGAGAAAUGAAAAUGGACCUUGGAACGAGAUUGGCUUUUCUGGGUGGAAUUUUGGUUUUGGCAUUGUUUUCGACUGUUUCUGGCAACUUUUUGUUCCCGGUACAGCACAAAUUCAAGGGUAGAGGAAGGUCUUUGAGGACCUUGAAAGACCAUGAUAUGCGACGUCAUGCUAGGACUCUCUCUUCUGUGGAUGUGCAAUUGGGUGGCAAUAGCAUGCUUACUGAUGUCGGGCUUUACUUUGCAAAACUUCGGAUUGGGUCUCCUCCAAAAGACUAUUAUGUGCAAGUUGAUACAGGAAGUGACAUUUUAUGGGUGAAUUGUAUCGACUGUCAGAAGUGUCCCACAAAAAGUCAUCUUGGUAUUGAUCUUACACUCUAUGAUCCAAAAAGCUCAUCCACUUCAAAGUUAGUUACUUGUGAUCAAGAAUUUUGCAUAUCGACAUACGAUGGUCCACUUCCUGGUUGCAGGCCCGAAUUGCGAUGCAAAUAUAAUGUGGUUUAUGCAGAUGGUAGCACGACUACAGGUUACUUUGUGAAGGAUACUAUACACUUUGAAAAACUGAUUGGAAAUCAGCAAACACAAUCAGAAAAUGGAAGUGUAAUAUUUGGGUGCGGAGCCAAGCAAUCUGGAGACCCUGGUGCAACUUCUGUAGCACUUGAUGGUAUAAUUGGUUUUGGACAAGCAAAUUCGUCAAUGAUAUCACAGCUUGCUGUGGCUGGAAAGGUCAAAAAAACAUUUGCCCACUGCUUGGAUAAUGUAAAUGGAGGUGGAAUCUUUGCCAUUGGGGAAGUGGUGGAACCACAAGUGAAUACUACUCCGAUGGUACCAAAUCAGGCACAUUACAAUGUUAUUAUGAAGGCAAUUGAGGUGGGUGGUGAUGUUCUAGAACUUCCCACAGAUAUAUUUGAUACUGGAGAUCGGACAGGAACGAUAGUUGACAGUGGGACAACCUUCGCUUAUCUUCCAGAUACUGUUUAUGACCCACUGGUGACCAAGGUUUUGGCACAGCAGCCCGGAUUGAAAUUACAUACAGUUGAUGAUGAAUUUACUUGUUUCGAGUAUAAUGAUAAGGUUGAUGAUGGAUUUCCAGUUAUCACAUUACAUUUUGAUAAAUCACUUAUUUUGACAGUUUAUCCUCAUGAUUACCUGUUCCAAGUUCGUGACCAUGUGUGGUGUAUUGGUUGGCAAAACAGUGGAAUGAAAUCCAAGGAUGUAAAACAAGUGACUCUUUUGGGAGACAUGGUGCUUGCAAAUAAGCUAGUGGUAUAUGAUGCUGAAAAUCAGGUCAUUGGCUGGAGAGAGUACAACUGUUCCUCAACCAUUAAGCUGAAGGAUGAAUCGGGAUCAGUGUACAUUGUUGGUCACCACAAUCUUUCUUCAGGUUAUAGUCUGGUAACAGGAAGAGUAUUAACAAUUUUGUUAUUACUGAUUGCUGUUCUGCCAGGGCCGGCUUAAGGCAUAGGCCACUAAGGUCAAUGCCUAGCCCCAUUUUAUAGGGGCCAAAAAAAAAUUUAUAUAUAUAAAAUAUAUAUGUGUAUUAAUUAAAUAGAAUAUAAUUAUUAAUUUAUUUUGAAAAUAUAAAAAUUUUGAUUUUAAAAAUAUUUUAAAUUAUCUCUAAUUGAUUAUUUAUUUUUUUGGAUGAAUUCUAAUUGAUAAUUAUCUUUAAUUAUUUUUAUUUUUGAAAAAUAACACCAAUUAAAUUUAAUUAAAUAUUUUAUAUUUUAUAAUUGAUUAAAUUUUAAUGAUAAAAAAAAGGAUUAAUACUCCUCUUGUUUGUACACUUUUUCUAAGUUGUUUAUGCAAUUUUUCUCAUCUAACUCACUUAUU
Ziziphus jujuba (common jujube) is the source of this 2075-nucleotide messenger RNA. Its product is annotated as aspartic proteinase 36. Gene Ontology annotation, molecular function: aspartic-type endopeptidase activity. Gene Ontology annotation, biological process: proteolysis. NCBI's taxonomy places the organism in Eukaryota, Viridiplantae, Streptophyta, Magnoliopsida, Rosales, Rhamnaceae. The coding region runs from base 255 to 1703 and encodes 482 amino acids. The record is from RefSeq and is a predicted model, not a curated record. The transcript is spliced from 10 exons.